This is a messenger RNA of Penicillium subrubescens, 1428 nucleotides long. RefSeq lists its product as uncharacterized. Lineage: Eukaryota; Fungi; Ascomycota; Eurotiomycetes; Eurotiales; Aspergillaceae. The annotation marks the transcript as partial. Gene Ontology annotation, cellular component: endoplasmic reticulum membrane. The transcript is spliced from 5 exons. Gene Ontology annotation, biological process: protein N-linked glycosylation; cellular response to oxidative stress. The record is from RefSeq and is a predicted model, not a curated record.
GGGACUCGGCCAACUCGACACGCGACUUACUUUGAAACGAACCAACUCACUCCUUUUACCAAUAUUCACUCCCAAUACACCAUUCCCAACGACUCUGCGCGGCGGCCGCAUAUGCCGCGACCAGAUCUGAAGGCUGGCUCCUCUCCCCCGCCAGACCUAAAUCUCGCGCGGACUCCCAUUCCCCCAGAGCUCCUCCGACCCCUCGUGCCCUCACUGCAGGGCCAAUUCCUCAAAGAAGUGGCGUCUCUAUCAACACCGGCCGUCGUCGCCCCGCCCUCCCCGACCUCCGAUACAUCCCAAACCCCACUCGGCAGUGAUGCUGAUGCUGGCCAGACUACGUCCUCACCGCUGCAUCCGCGAGUAGCGGUCAUCUUGGGUGUUGACCGCAGGUGGUACAUCCCGCUGCUGGUAUGCCGGGCGCUGAGCACGCUGCCUGCGGCGUGGUGGGGGCUGCGAUGUGCGUUUACCUUUUUGGCUGAGCUGUUGCAUAUCAGGCCGGGGAUGGGACGGGAGGGAUGGGCGGCGGCCAUUGUUGGGAGUGUGGGACAGGAGUGGGAUGUUGAGAGGAGGUUUCGGGUUACGGAGGUUGCGCUGGCAAUUAUGUGGUGCUGUGCAUCCGCAUAUCUUUCUUAUUUCUUUGCUGAUUGUAUGAUGUCUCGAUGGCUUUUGAAUUACACCCCACCUGCCGUUGUAAUCCGGCUUUUAACAACGAACGGGUUAAUCGCAUAUAUCACUUCUUGGGUUCUCUAUCUUUCCGGCGCAUCCUCUGAUCCACGACUGCUCCUACCCGCCUGGAUCUCCAUUACAACCACCCUCACAUUCGUCUACCACGCCACACAAAACCACGCAACAAUAAAACGAGAAACAGCAGCCUCUCUACUCGUCGUCUCAGUAGCCAGUUUCCUCAGCAUGUCCUCCCUCCUCCUCCAACUCCAUCUCACCCGUGAAAACGAACCCGAAGUCCCCGUCUUUGUGAUCACCCGCAAACUAUGGGACUGGGCCGUUGCAAUCUUCCUACGCAUGCGAGUCGCAGAUGCUCGAGCCGGCGUCGGCGAACUAUAGCCUUGUUCACACCUUGGGUGUCUUACUUCCCCCUUUCCCUUUCUCCUAACCUCCUCCGCCCUCCGAUCCCAUCCCCUGUCUUCUUCUUCUUUCUUCCUACCUUUCGGAGUUACGCUGCUUAACAUUGCUACUCUUCUGAUCCCCAUUUUUACUUGCCUUACAUCAAAUGGAUCCAUUACUUUUGAGCGGAAUCGCUACAAAUGUGCUGGGUUGGAUUUUUGUAUAUUCUUCUGGCUCUGUCUUUGAACGAGCCUCGUUAACCAACUUCUUUGCACCCACAUUACCCUUCUGUGUCCAGCUGGACUAGCUCUUUUUUGUGUCAUUCAUCGGUCUUUGAUAGAUCAAAUCCCAUUAUUCCAAUUCCUC